Molecule: messenger RNA, 822 nt
Organism: Ochotona curzoniae (black-lipped pika)
Lineage: Eukaryota; Metazoa; Chordata; Mammalia; Lagomorpha; Ochotonidae
Gene: PRRX2
Product: paired related homeobox 2
Exons: 4
Coding region: 19-801 (260 amino acids)
Biological process (GO): regulation of DNA-templated transcription
Molecular function (GO): DNA-binding transcription factor activity, RNA polymerase II-specific; DNA binding
Source: RefSeq, a predicted model, not a curated record
CCGGGGCCGCUCGCGGGCAUGGACAGCGCGGCGGCCACCGCCGCCUUCGUCCUGGACAAGCCGGCGCUGGGCCCCGGAGCGCCGGCGCCGCCACCCCCGCCGCCGGCGCCCGCGUUGGGGCAGGGCGAUUGCGCCCAGGCGCGCAAGAACUUCACCGUGAGCCACCUCCUGGACCUGGAGGAGGUGGCGGCGGCCGGGCGGCUGGCGGCGCGCCCCGCGGCCAGGGCCGGGGCGCCGGAGGGAGCGGCGCGGGAGCCGUCCGGGGCCAGCAGCGGCAGCGAGGCGGCGCCGCAGGACGGUGAGUGUCCCAGCCCCGGGCGCGGCGGCGCGGCCAAGCGCAAGAAGAAGCAGCGACGGAACCGCACCACGUUCAACAGCAGCCAGCUGCAGGCGCUGGAGCGCGUGUUCGAGCGCACGCACUACCCGGACGCCUUCGUGCGCGAGGAGCUGGCCCGGCGCGUCAACCUCAGCGAGGCGCGCGUGCAGGUCUGGUUUCAGAACCGUCGUGCCAAGUUUCGCCGGAACGAGCGGGCCAUGCUGGCCAACCGCUCCGCCUCGCUGCUCAAGUCCUACAGCCAGGAGGCUGCCAUUGAGCAGCCCGUGGCCCCCCGGCCCACCACCCUAAGCUCUGACUAUCUCUCCUGGACGGCCUCAUCUCCCUACAGCUCCGUGCCCUCCUACAGUCCAGGGAGUUCUGGUCCCGCGACCCCAGGGGUCAACAUGGCCAACAGCAUCGCCAGCCUGCGUCUCAAGGCCAAGGAGUUCAGCCUGCAUCACAGCCAAGUGCCCACGGUGAACUGAGGGCCGGCCCCGCCAGGAGCC